AUGAAGAGCCAGCAACCAAGUGCUUAUCUCUGUCAUUCUCUCGACCUCUACGAGAUCCUACACCAAACUACCCAGAACGUUGCUCUCGUGGAAGCUGAGACUAUCAAUGUGACUGACGAUACUUCCAUCGAGAAAGCAGUCGACUAUAUUGCCUCGAAGUAUGGCCGACUCGACAUACUUGUCAACAAUUCAGGCAUCAACAAUGAACUUGACUUGUAUUUCAAGCAGGUUGAACAGGCCAAGGCCGCUGAAAUAGCACCGCAGGAGUCCAAAGAAGACGGAAAUUCUGAGAUCUCCAAACUACCGGCUCAAGUCGAUCACCACUUGGAGAAAUCCAGGCCUGAUCUGGCCAUGAUGCGCAAGCUCUAUCAGGAGGCUUAUGAGGUCAACCUUUUCGGUGCCGCCAUGGUUACUGAGGCCUGCACACCUUUGCCUGAAAAAGCACUUGCUAAGCCACCACGCAUCGUCUUCGUCUCAUCCCACCCGGGGUCUAUGGGCCUUCGAGUCGACAAGAAUGAUCCUGAGUGGGAAAAGUGGUCGAGACCUUCAUUCCCCAUCUAUCGCAGUAGCAAGGCAGCGCUCAACUUUCUGACCCUUCACUAUGCAUCAAAAUUCGAGGGCAAGGAAUGGAAAGUGAAUGCUUCGUCUCCGAACUUGACAGCCACGAGUUUCUCGCAUGGUAAUGGACGGCCUGCCUCGGAAUCAGCGGUAAACAUUGUUCGGCUAGCAACUCUGUCAGCUGGUGGUGAUACGGCGACACACUGGUGA
This is a messenger RNA of Penicillium argentinense, 768 nucleotides long. RefSeq lists its product as uncharacterized. Gene Ontology annotation, cellular component: membrane. The coding region runs from base 1 to 768 and encodes 255 amino acids. The transcript has a single exon. The record is from RefSeq and is a predicted model, not a curated record. Lineage: Eukaryota; Fungi; Ascomycota; Eurotiomycetes; Eurotiales; Aspergillaceae.